AUGGAUGUGUACCAGAGUCCAGGGACAGAAGCAGACGACUGUGAAGAACUUGCCAUCGUAAAAACAUACGAAAAGGGGAUGUUGAGGGGAAGAAAGGCGACUGAAAGAGGAAAAAGUUACGGGAGUAUCACUGGAACCCAAGAAGAAAGGCCAAAAAGCUCAAAGACAGGCACGGUUGGAAGAAGGCUUAAGGGGGAGAGGUCGCCGGAGAAGAGGCGUGAAGGAUCGUCGGAGAAAGUGGAUCGCGCAGAAGUAGAAAGAUGGUCGCCGGGAGCACUCGAAGACGAAGUGUGCGAAAGAGGCGGCGCAACAGUGACCCAACAAAUAGCUUCUGCAAGCGACAAGUUUCCAGAAAGUGUGAUCCUUGAGAUUACAAAAAUGGUGUCCAUCAACUUGUUCAGGACCUUAUCUUCUCCGCCACGACAGAACAUGAUUCUUGAAAAAGUUGAUGCAGAUGAGGAAGAACCUAAGAUGGACCCGGCAUGGCCACACUUUCAGAUCAUCUAUGAGUUCUUUCUACGGUCUGUUGCUUCUCUUAUGUUCUCGAUCUCUUUGAUUCUGAAGAUUCAAAAGAGAGGGAGUACCUGA
Molecule: messenger RNA, 588 nt
Organism: Zingiber officinale
Lineage: Eukaryota; Viridiplantae; Streptophyta; Magnoliopsida; Zingiberales; Zingiberaceae
Exons: 2
Coding region: 1-588 (195 amino acids)
Biological process (GO): signal transduction
Cellular component (GO): protein phosphatase type 2A complex
Molecular function (GO): protein phosphatase regulator activity
Source: RefSeq, a predicted model, not a curated record